GUCCAUCACUGGGGAGUUGACGAAUUUCGCGGCUUCGGAAAUAAGACUAAUAUAAUGUUCCUAUUUCUACUGUAAAACCAUUACGUGGACAUUCAGGGAAAUUUCUUUUAGCUUUAAAGAUACACUAUGGAGUGACCGGUGGCGUUCAUCGGCUGACUCACGAAUAGAGCUAUUUGGGACAAAAGCACUGUCUUUGUGAGGUUCUGGGGUAGCAGAUUCAGUGAUUUGACUUUUGAAGGAACGAUUAAGGAUACACGUUGGCACACUCGCAUAUGCUUCUUCGGAACAGAGAAGAACCAUAUUGAGAUGGAUGUGAAACUACUUUUCAUAUUAACAUUGUUAGGAAUCCUCUGUUGUGGCAGAGCUCAACAAGAAGGGAACGAGUGCAUUAAAGCCAAUGCUUUAUCAUGCGGGGAGUGUAUUCAAGUCGGAGCAAAGUGUGGGUGGUGCACAGAUACAGAGUUUCUGAAACAGGGAGAGCCCACGUCUGCUCGCUGUGAUGAGCUGGAAUCACUGAAGAAGAGAGGGUGUGCAGUGCCCAAAAUCGAGAACCCUCGAGGUAGCCAGAAGAUCCUCAAAAACAAGAAUGUCACCAAUCGUAAGAAAGGGGCGGAGAAACUCAAACCAGAGGACAUCACACAGAUUCAGCCUCAGAAACUUACCCUCAGCCUUAGAUCGGGUGAACCACAGACCAUUAAUUUGAAGUUCAAGCGGGCAGAAGACUAUCCCAUUGACCUGUAUUACCUCAUGGACCUGUCCUACUCCAUGAAAGACGAUUUGGAGAAUGUCAAAAACCUGGGAACAAGUUUGAUGCUGGAAAUGUCAAAGAUCACUUCAGAUUUCAGAAUAGGGUUUGGCUCCUUUGUGGAGAAGACAGUCAUGCCUUACAUCAGUACUACUCCAGCCAAGCUGCUGAACCCAUGCACAGGGGACCAGAACUGCACCAGUCCCUUCAGCUACAAGAACGUCCUGAAGCUUACCAGCAAUGGGCAGCAGUUCAACACGCUCGUAGGCCAGCAGCAGAUCUCUGGAAAUCUGGACUCUCCUGAGGGUGGUUUUGAUGCUAUCAUGCAAGUGGCUGUCUGUGGUGAACACAUUGGCUGGAGGAACGUCACCCGCCUGCUGGUGUUCUCCACAGAUGCUGGUUUCCACUUUGCCGGCGAUGGGAAACUUGGUGGGAUUGUGCUUCCUAAUGAUGGAAAAUGUCACCUGAAGGACAAUAUGUACACCAUGAGUCAUUAUUACGACUAUCCUUCCAUUGCCCACCUGGUCCAGAAAUUGAGUGAAAACAACAUUCAGACAAUCUUUGCUGUCACAGAAGAGUUUCAGCCUGUUUACAAAGAGUUGAAGAACCUCAUUCCAAAGUCAGCAGUGGGCACACUCUCUGCCAACUCCAGCAAUGUGAUCAAUCUUAUUAUUGAUGCCUACAAUUCUCUUUCUUCAGAGGUGAUUCUGGAGAACAGCAAGCUGCCUGAGGGGGUGACCAUCACAUACCAGUCACACUGUAAAAAUGGAGUGAUCAACGUUGGAGAAAAUGGAAGAAAAUGCUCCAAUAUCUCCAUUGGAGAUGAAGUCUCCUUUAGUAUCAACAUUACUGCCCAGGGCUGUCCCAAGCAAGGCAAGUCUGAGACUAUCAAAAUCAAACCUCUGGGUUUUACUGAAGAAGUGGAGAUCAAGCUCAGUUUCAUCUGCGAGUGUGAGUGCCACCAGCAUGGCAUUAAGAACAGUGAACUUUGUCAUAAUGGCAAUGGGACAUUUGAAUGUGGAGCCUGCAGGUGUAACAGAGGCCGCAUAGGGAGACAGUGUGAAUGCCGGAGGGAUGAGGUGUCCAGUGAGGACUUGGACAUGAACUGCCGUAAGGACAAUGGCACAGACAUCUGUAGCAACAACGGAGAAUGUGUGUGUGGCAAGUGUGAAUGCAAGAAGAGAGAUAACCCAGAGGAACGCUACAGCGGGAAGUACUGUGAAUGUGACAACUUCAACUGCGACCGCUCCAACAACAAACUUUGUGGAGGUCACGGUCGCUGUGAGUGUCGGGUAUGCAUCUGUGAUGCCAAUUACACUGGAAGUGCCUGUGACUGCUCUUUAGACACCAGAACCUGUCUAGCCACCAACAAACAGAUCUGUAACGGUCGAGGUAUAUGCGAAUGUGGCGUCUGCAGAUGCACUGACCCCAAGUUCCAGGGUCCUACCUGUGAAAUCUGCCCUACCUGCCCAGGCGUCUGCACAGAGCAUAAGGAGUGUGUCCAAUGCAGAGCUUUUGGUACAGGCGAGAAGAAAGACACUUGUGAUGAAGAAUGCAACUUUUUCAACCUCACCAAAGUGAAGGACAGAGACAAGCUGCCACAGCCUGUCCAGGCUUUCCCCCUCAUGCACUGCAAAGAGAGAGAUGCCAACGACUGCUGGUUCUACUACACCUAUGCCGUCAAUAACAACACAGAGAAAGAGGUCCACGUGGUAGAGACAUUAGAAUGCCCUGCUGGUCCCGAUAUCAUCCCCAUCGUGGCUGGAGUAGUGGCGGGAAUUGUGCUGAUCGGCCUUGCUUUGCUCCUCAUAUGGAAGCUGCUCAUGAUCAUCCACGAUCGCCGAGAGUUCGCCAAGUUUGAGAAGGAGAAGAUGAACGCCAAAUGGGACACGGGUGAGAAUCCUAUCUACAAGAGUGCUGUUACAACUGUGGUCAACCCCAAAUAUGAAGGCAAAUAAUGGACAUAAGCAUUCUUAAGAAAUGGAGGAGGGGUGCAUUUGGGGGACUUUUUUUUUAUUUCCUCUUUCAAUAUUUUUACUCUGCCUUUUGGAUUUAUGUUGUAGUGUCAGUAUUGUAACAUCAUAUUAGGCUCUGGAAUUGAUACUAACAUUUGAUGCAAUAUUUGUACAGUUGUGUAUAGUCUUUAUUGUGCAUCUAUACUUCUUUUGAAGGCUGUUUACAUAUGUGCUUUUAUUUUGGCAUUUGUGCCUUUGACGAUCCUAAAUACAUAAAUUCUUCACUUGAAGUGAAGAAAAAAUGGUAACGCAGGAAGCCUUUAUAAAUGCUACAUAAAGUGGUAUGUAUACUUCCACUGGUGAGACUGAUGGAACCAGUUGAUGGAAGUGAAUGAAUUUCUCGCCCUUACAGACUACGGACAGUUUUUUGUCAUUUCCUCAUAAUUCAUCUUAUGCUGGAUUAUAUCAGCUUGUAAUAUUGAUGCAUAUUGUCUUAUGCUUGUGGAAUUCAUUAUCGCACAUGAAGGCUUUGGACAUAUCUCUGUUUUUAUGACCCUGUAUAAACACUUUGUUAUUCCAUCCCCAGUAACUAUGGUUUGAUCCUCUCGCAGGAGCUGGAUCUGACUUGUAGAUGAAUACAUGAUGGCUGGUUGCAAGAUGUUCAUUAAGUAGGGGUGUACUGUCAGGUAGUAUAACCUUUCACCCAGAAGUCAGAUAGGAACGCAGUAGCGACAGUAGGGACUUUUCUGCUAGACAAUAUUCACUUUUGGCUUGAUGUUGUCCAGCUGUUUAAGAAAUCCUUUGAGGGAUAUGCAGUGAAGGACAUUGUUUGGAUGUAGGUGGUAACAUAUGUGAAUGAAGGUGAGCAAGAGGAAAUCAAUGUAAAUUUCAAAUGUGUUGUUUCAUGUGAAUGACUGUUGUUAGAUUGAAAUGUUUCCAUCAGCUAGGGGAACCUUGAGAUGAAUAGGUUGAAAACCACUGCAUUGGUGAGAAUAUGUUAGUUAAUUUUUAAUUACAGGAUGUAACAGAGAAUAUUGUGAGCAAUUGAGCAUAUUGGUGUGUUAUGUUUUUCUGGGUCCUUGUCAGUGCCUAUUCCAUGGAAAUAUAAGCCUGUUUGCUGAAGACAGUUUAUCUUUCAGUAUAUAACAUUCUCAAAAGGUAAACUGUAAAGGUAUAAACUCCCUCAUUUGUUACAUUGUCAUUUUUGUUUUGUUUGCUGUUAACCUCAGAAUUACAAAAACCUUCAGGAAGAGUAUCACUAAGGGAGGAAUCUUUUGUAACAUACAACUAGUACCGAAUUGCCUCAAGUAUUAUCAUCACUCUGCUUCAUUUAAGUGCCUUCCACUAUGUUGACUAUUGCUAUGCUGUUCUGAAUUUAUUUAUUAAAAUACAGUACCAAAGGA
This is a messenger RNA of Chanos chanos (milkfish), 4103 nucleotides long. RefSeq names its product integrin beta-1. Lineage: Eukaryota; Metazoa; Chordata; Actinopteri; Gonorynchiformes; Chanidae. Gene Ontology annotation, cellular component: cell surface; focal adhesion; integrin complex. Gene Ontology annotation, biological process: integrin-mediated signaling pathway; cell adhesion mediated by integrin; cell migration. The transcript has 16 exons. Gene Ontology annotation, molecular function: C-X3-C chemokine binding; protein kinase binding; integrin binding. The coding region runs from base 307 to 2703 and encodes 798 amino acids. The record is from RefSeq and is a predicted model, not a curated record.